Molecule: messenger RNA, 729 nt
Organism: Daldinia loculata
Lineage: Eukaryota; Fungi; Ascomycota; Sordariomycetes; Xylariales; Hypoxylaceae
Exons: 2
Coding region: 1-729 (242 amino acids)
Source: RefSeq, a predicted model, not a curated record
AUGAUAAGUCUUUUCUUUAUUUUCACAAUAGCCCCGUUCGCGCUUGCACAAUUCUCGAACCCCCCUCCUGGUCGGGCAACUUGGAAGAUCGGUGAGAUACAAAGUAUCAGUUUCAAAACAAAGUUCAAAAAAUUCUCCAUCGCUCUUUGGCAAGAGGCUCCUCAUGGAGGCUCAGCAACUCUCGGGCCUAUAGUCUUUCAGACUGUAAAUAAUGCGGCGACUCAAUUUACUUGGCUUGUUCAGGCAUACGACUUUAACUUGACCGUAUCGAACGUAUUCUUUUUCUGGAUGUUCGAGGGUGACCCUUCGUUACAAGGCAACGGGUCAAGUCCUCAAAUGUCUUCUGCAUUUUUCUAUUUAUCGAACGAAACCACAGUUAGCACUUCAACGCAGACGACGCCAAUGAGCACCUCGGCCAGUCAAGCACCACUAUCUUCGACCAAUUUAGAUUCCCCUGCGGGAAGUAGCCAGAAUGAGCCUGUCCAGAAAGAUUCCAACGAACUGAGCGCUGGGGCAAAGGCUGGAAUAGGAAUUUCCGUUGGCAUAAUAGGUCUGGCGAUAAUUGCAUGCACCGGGCUCUAUAUUAGAAAAUCGAAGAAGCAGAAUCCUCAUGUCAUUGACGAACCUGUGGGAAGUCCACAACCAAUUCCCCCAAAGGAAGAAUGGCAAAAUAAUAUAGUUGCGGAAAUGGGUACCGUACAGAAGCUAAGCCCUGCUGAGUUGCCCUAA